Molecule: messenger RNA, 2064 nt
Organism: Peronospora matthiolae
Lineage: Eukaryota; Oomycota; Peronosporomycetes; Peronosporales; Peronosporaceae
Source: the annotation of a GenBank genome assembly
AUGGUGCCCACCGUUUACGGCACGAGCUCCUUGGCUUCGGACGAGCGACUGACUAAUCAGACUUUUACUAGUCGUCGUACCUAUGUCAAGUGGGUACUCGUUGGACUGGCGGCAUGCGGGAUCUGCAGUGCUGUAGCCGUCAUGGGGACUCGUAGUGGUUCCCUAUCGUUCAAUGUAGCAGCUGCAGUGCUUCGCUCAACGAUUCAGAAAGCACCGAGUAGCUCUGGGAACACGGCCACGGUAGGGGAUAUGGAUGCGGUGACAUGUUUCCAGAGUUCCUACGUUGACAAUGUCACCCGCAUGAUGGAACCGAUUACUGGCUUAAAGUGGACACGCGGCAGAAAGAUGGAUUCCUCGUCGUUCAUUUCAGUGGAUCUAGACGUCAAGUACCAAGAGCUCAUGGGCUUUGGAGGAGCGUUUACAGAAGCAGCAGCACUGCAGUUUGAGAAACUACCGUUUCAGAAACAGGAAGAGAUCUUGACGCUGUAUUUCGACCAGGAGAAGGGCAGUGCGUACACUUUCGGCCGCGUUCCAAUGGGAUCGUGCGACUUUUCCGUCUCCUCGUACAACUUUGAUGACGUACUGGACGACGAACAAUUGCUGCACUUUGACAUGAGCGUCAAACACGAUCAGCACGUGUUGAUUCCACUCAUCAAGCGUGCGCUAGCACGGCAGCCAGAAAUGAAGUUGUUCCUGGCACCGUGGAGUCCUCCUUCCUGGAUGAAGCUAGGUGGCGACGCGUACGUUCCUAGUAUGCUCGGGUCGAUGACUCCUGCAGGCUUGAAAGCUGACAUGCGAGCAAGUUGGGCAUUGUAUUUCUCGAAGUUUAUCACUGCGUACAAGGAGCAAGGUAUCCCGUUCUGGGGUCUAACUCCACAGAACGAGCCCGAGUUUGCUGCACCAUGGGAGGCUUGCAAGUAUAAUGCGUCAUAUCAAGCUGACUUCAUUGGCGAUUUCCUUGGCCCUGUCUUGAGCCGCGACCAUCCCGAGAUUACUCUUAUGAUCUUUGACCACAAUCGCGACACUGUUCAUCAUUGGGCUGAGACAAUUUACAACCACCCCACCGCUUCCAAGUAUGUGGAUGGAAUAGCCUUCCAUUGGUAUGACAUGGAGCGUUUCAUGGACGGCGUUGCUUACCACGAGCACCUGAAUGACACGCACUUUGUCGACCAGAAUCGCUUCAUGUUGGCUUCAGAGAGUUGCAACUGCCCCGGUGUUGCUCAUGGCAAUGAAGCGUGGUUCCGAGCGCAACGCUAUGGUCAUGACAUUAUAAUGGACUUGAACAACUACGUUGCUGGAUGGGUGGACUGGAACCUGUUGCUUGACCACACGGGUGGACCAAACCACAAGGGUAACAAUUGCGACGCCCCCAUCAUCUUGACAAAGGACGGCAAGGACUUUAGUAUCCAGCCUAUGUACUAUUUCAUCCAGCACUUUUCCAAGUAUAUUCCGGUUGGCUCUCGCCGCGUCAAGACUGAAGUAUCAGUCCGCUUUUCUGAGCCCGGUGAUGCACAGCUCAUGUGGGCAUACCCGACCGCACUUGGAACGUGCGAUGGCAGCUCACGCCAAACGAUCCACAGAACCGAUGAUAACAAGAUGCAAGUGACGGGAUCGGACUUCUGUUUGGGUAUGAUCGAUGACGAGAAGCAAGGCAAAGAGAUCCAAAUGGUGGAAUGCCGGUACACACAGCAAUCGUGGACGUUCGAAGAGGAAACGGGACGCAUUCGUGUGGGCAAUUUCUGCUUGUCUCUCAACCACGGCUCCACCGCUAACGGCACGCGGGUCGUCGCGGUCCCCUGUAAAGGCCAUGCUGAUCCCCACCAGCAGUGGCUAUUCAAUAAGGAAGACGGCACUCUGCGCUCGCAAGCAUCAACGACUGACCAGUGUGCGACUGGAGGGUACUCGUUCGUGCAAGCCACUUCGUUCGUAACCCCUGAGGGUCACAAGGUGCUGGUCGUGAUGAAUGAAAACACAGAGUCAGCCGGCUUUGAGAUUCAAGUUGGUGACAUGACGCUGGAGACGACGAUCCCGAAGGGCGCCAUUCGCACCUUUACCUGGAUCUAA